Messenger RNA from Alternaria incomplexa, 411 nucleotides. RefSeq lists its product as uncharacterized. NCBI's taxonomy places the organism in Eukaryota, Fungi, Ascomycota, Dothideomycetes, Pleosporales, Pleosporaceae. The record is from RefSeq and is a predicted model, not a curated record. The coding region runs from base 1 to 411 and encodes 136 amino acids. The transcript has 2 exons.
AUGUUUAACGACCUGCUACUCGAAUUCCCGUUUUAUCCUGACGAGAAUUGGAAGUGGGACCGAGACGAUCUCUCGCCAGAGAAGAAGAUCCCAUUCACCCUAUACAAACAUGUCAGCAUCCGCAUUGUCAACAAUGAGAAUGAGAUUGCCAUCAUCCGUGUCGUAGAUCUACUCGUUAACGACGAUCAGCCGCAACUGGGCGAUAUGAGCGAUCUGGAUCCCGAUAAAGUCGAUCUCACCAGGUUCGCGGCGGUCCUUAGGCGGAAGAAGAAGUCAUUCAAAUACCCCGCCAACGGCCUCAUUACUUUCAAGCACACCUUUGAUUUGGAAUCAACAGAUUGCGAUCACGAAGAGUGGGCAGCUCGCAUACGCAUUGAGACUAUUGCGUACACGGGGAAAGAGCAAGAUUGA